Messenger RNA from Acanthamoeba castellanii str. Neff, 888 nucleotides. RefSeq lists its product as uncharacterized. Gene Ontology annotation, molecular function: GTP binding. The transcript is spliced from 3 exons. The coding region runs from base 1 to 888 and encodes 295 amino acids. Lineage: Eukaryota; Discosea; Longamoebia; Acanthamoebidae. The record is from RefSeq and is a predicted model, not a curated record.
AUGCCCCACCCCAUCCCCAGACUCCUGGGCAUCGACCUGCCUGACCUACGCCCCACCACGACCGCUCCGAUGAGCCAACUCCUCCAAGACCGGGCGGCCAACAUCGCCGUGGUGGGCGCUCAGGGGACUGGCAAGUCCAAGCUAAUCUCCACCCUGACCGGGCGCUACGCCCCCAGCGGCCCAGGGAUGUGCGCCGUCACCCAGGGCUGGGAGAGCUACAGAGCGCCAGGUGCCCAGGGCGUGGCGUGGUGGGACUCCAGCGGUCUGGAGUCCUGGAGUCACUGGGAGGCGGGCAGGCUCAUACGCUCCAUAGCAAAGCUCGAGCGCGCCGGGACCACAUUCGACCUCGUCGUGGUCGUGCUUCGCGCUUCCGAGAGGCCCAACAAGCCAGCUCUGUUCGAGUUUCUGGAGCGCUUGCGGAAGGCCAGGAAGCGCUUCGUGGUGGUGACGACGGCGAUGGGCUCCGUGGAGGAGAAGGACUGGGACACGAUCAAGGCGGAGAAGCGCCGCCUGAUGCAGGCCUUCGGCCGGCCCACCGAGCUCAACGCCCACGGUGAUGUUGACCGGGCCGUAGUUGGUGGGCAGGGUGAGGUGGUGCUUGCCGGUGCCCCGCAGGGCCACCAUGUCGAACCGGCCCUUCUUCUUCUUCGUCGUCGACUCCUGGGCACCCGCGAGGCAGCGCUCGGCGUAGGCCGUCUUGCCCACUCCGACAUCGCCCAGCACCAGAAUCGUCUGCCCACCACCAUACGCGGUCAGCACCCACCGCCCGCCCACCCGUCUCAGUCGUCUGGUUCAGGCAGGGCGCACCUUGCCGUUGAGCACGGCCUGGACGGGCAGGGCCUGGGCGACGAGGCCGCGGUAGAGGGCCAGCCACGACGUUGGCGUUGA